CAGAGCAGCUCAGUCGGUGCUCAGCUCAGAACAAAACGACCACAAAAAGAGACGACGGCAGAUAAUUUGAGACCAAGCAGAAGAAAUUUCAUCUUUCUUCUGGAAGGUAAAAUGGAAUACUUUGAUUAUGAUGAAUAUCCAGAUUACAACUACUCAGGUGUUGGCAACAUCACGACACCUGAAGGAACAUUUUCACCACACAAACCAAGUUGUCUGAAGGAAGGCAUGUGUGUGCUUCAGACUGCAAUCAAUGUGGUCAUUUUUCUGCUGGGCUUUUUUGGGAACAUGCUGGUCAUCUGGAUCUCUGGCUUUAAGAUGAGGAAGACUGUGAACACCACUUGGUACCUGAGCCUUGCCAUCUCUGACUUUUUCUUCUGUGCUUUUCUGCCAUUUAACAUCUCCUACAUGGCAACGAGAGAGUGGUUGUUUGGUUCCUUCAUGUGCAAGUUCACCUCUGCAGCAAUGUUCAUCAACAUGUUCAGCAGCAUCUUCCUCCUCAUCGUCAUCAGCAUGGACCGCUGCGUGUCCGUCAUGUUUCCAGUUUGGGCCCAGAACCACCGCUCUGUUCAAAAGGCAUCAGCUGUGGUUGUUUUCGCUUGGCUUCUCGCCAUAGGAAUGUGCAUUCCCUCAAUGAUCUUUCGUGAGGUCCAUACGAUUGAUGGAAAUCAGAUCUGCUUCAAUAAUUACAUCCUGAAACCACACAGUCACAAGAUUAUUGCCGUGACCCGCUUCUUUGCGGGUUUUGUGGUUCCGUUCACCGUCAUUAUCAUCUGUUACUCCAUCAUCAUCUUCAAACUUCAAAACAACAGGAUGACAAAGUCCUCCAAACCCUUCAAAGUAAUGACUGCACUCGUCGUGACAUUUUUUGUGUGCUGGCUGCCCUACCACGUGUUUACCCUGCUGGAGCUGAACCACCACAGCCAUAACCACAACGUUUUAACCACUGGACUGCAAAUGAGUGUCAUUUUAGCAUCAGCCAACAGUUUCCUCAACCCAUUGCUGUACGUCUUCAUGGGAAACGACUUCAAGAAGAAGCUGAAGAGCUCUUUGUUUUCAAAGAUGGAGAACGCAAUGGCUGAUGAAGGACGCACGACCAGUCGAUACCUGUCCAGGUCCAGCUCAAUGGAUGCCAGAGCUUCCACGCACAUUUAGAGGCUUGGAAGCAACAUAAAAAGUCUAUAUAUAUAUUUUUUGUUUUUUUUAACAGUGAGUGUAUUUCAUGAAUUAUAUAUUGAAUUCAAAUCUGUUUAUGUUUACUACAAAAAUAAUCAUUCGAAUGAUUUUAAUGUCACGGCUCUAAGUGUUUGCAAAUAGCAGAAACAUUUACUGGCUUUGGACUCUGCUGAGUCCAGACUGGUUUGAAUUGAUUGUUCAGAGUGACAUGUGACAAAAUUUGUAAUGAUAUCAACAAAGUUGACCAACAGCAACAUAGGUGAAAAUGAUUUAUUUGGACCAGAAUAGUCCUACGCUGAGUAGAGGUAUCUUGUGGAUAGAGUCACAAACAGAAAACAACCCAGAUCUUACUCUUUAGUGUAUAACGGACCAAGACGGAGGAUGUGAAAAUAUCUUUGUACUGUUUUUACCACUUAACGUUAACAACUCCACUCACUUCUGGUAAAAACAGUGCAGAGUACUGUUUUUACCAGAAGUAAGUGGAGCUGUCAUCCUCUCUUGCUACUUUUUUGACAAUGUUUUAAUAGAGAUUCUUAAAACAAGUCACGUAAGGAAAUGUGUACAUAUGUAAUUUGAUGUAUAAAAUCUUGAUUGUCAUUUGUUCAAUAAAAAACUGAA
Molecule: messenger RNA, 1791 nt
Organism: Poeciliopsis prolifica (blackstripe livebearer)
Lineage: Eukaryota; Metazoa; Chordata; Actinopteri; Cyprinodontiformes; Poeciliidae
Gene: cmklr1
Product: chemokine-like receptor 1
Exons: 2
Coding region: 112-1152 (346 amino acids)
Biological process (GO): positive regulation of macrophage chemotaxis; positive regulation of cytosolic calcium ion concentration; complement receptor mediated signaling pathway
Cellular component (GO): plasma membrane
Molecular function (GO): G protein-coupled receptor activity; complement receptor activity
Source: RefSeq, a predicted model, not a curated record